Molecule: messenger RNA, 912 nt
Organism: Fusarium sp. VM40
Lineage: Eukaryota; Fungi; Ascomycota; Sordariomycetes; Hypocreales; Nectriaceae
Source: the annotation of a GenBank genome assembly
AUGGUUGCCAGCAAAACUGGUGUCAUUGCACUCGUUGCGCCACAUGAUGCAAUCGAAUACUCUGGUACGAAGUCAGAGCGCAACACUUACAAACCAUCACCGCAAUCUCGUGCACAAAACCCUCCGAACUCGGACUUUUCUUCUCAUCUUUCUUCAACGCCAAACCAUCUCCAAAACCAAAACCGCACCAACAUCAGCAUCAACACACCACAAAGAAAAACACCCUCAUCUCAACUCAAGAUGCCGCCUUCAUCCCCAAAGCCCUCGUCCCCUAUUCCUACCGGCCGCAACCGCGCUCGCACUCUCGACCACUACCCUCGUCAUCAUCCUCCUUCGGCACGUCAGCUCUUUCUCGAUGGCCCUCGCUUCUACCCUCUGCAGUCUCACGUCGACUCCGUGCCUCUCGUUCCUGAUCCUUCGGAACCACUCCCCGAGAGCUCCUCGCGAGAAAACAACACUAAGGAUCCCCUACAAACCAUCGACUCCAUGCGUCUCCAAGUCGUCCGUGACAAGGAUGGAAACACGCUUGGUUUGAAGGUCAUUGAUAUCAACAACACCUACGGCAAGGAAGCUAAUGUCAGCGCUCCCCUUCCACUUGCUCGCACCAACACUGGCCUUGUUUUUAGUGUGCAAACUCGCGAAGCUAUUGGAGCUGUGUAUUCCCGUGCAGCACACAUCACCGGCUCCGAAAGGAUCAUGGGUAUCAUGUUUGCACCUCCCAACGAGCCCGGUUUUAUUCAAGAUGCCGACUGGUCCUUCUUGGGUACCCCUGAUGCAAAGACAGAGAAGGAAGGUCCUGCCGAGACAGGGAACGACAGUAUUGAGGCGGCGGAGGCGAAGACACAACCUGUUGAUAUAUCUGAAUGGCUCAAGGAUGUUAAACUGGUCAAGGAUGUUAAGCUGGAUAACUAG